GCGCCCAUGACUGUCAUCUGCAGCUCCCAUAGCGCCCAAUAGGCUCCCCCUCCUCUCUCUACUGUCUACUGCAAUCUUUGAUCUUUCCAAUUUCCAAAACCCUACCCUUCCUUCACUGUCUAUAGUUCAACUCUUUUUCUCUCUCUUCUUUCUUUCCACACGAACUUGUGUAUACGUAUCAUAUGUAUAUAUAGACAGCCGUUAUGCCCUACAAGUAUCGGUGAUUGAUCAUCCGCCUCCGGUGCAUGUACAACACCAUCGCUCUCCAAGUUUCUCUCAGAGGUUCUAUUUUGGGCGCACCUACGGUCAUUUCCAGACCCAAUGGAUAUGCGACAGGCACUUCUGAUCGAGGAUGAAAAGGAAGGGAUUAGAAGAAGAAUUAUAGCAGAAGAGAUUGAUCGAGUAAGGAUCUUGAGUGCUGAACUAAGGAGGGAGCCCAUGAUGCCAAGGGUUGGGAGGUUACCUCCUCCUCCUAAUGGAGCAUUCUUGAUGGGGUUUGAACCAAGGUUCCCACCUCAGGAACAACAGCCUCAGCACAGGUGUGUUCUGGAAAGAAUGGCCAUACCCUUUGGUGAGAGGCCGGGUGUGGGGAUUUCAAGUGCUGGAAUGCCUGCAAGUCGUGAAUUUGGUUGUGUUGAGAUGGUGCCAUUUAAGGAGCAAAGGGUUGAAUUAAGCAUUUCUGAGAAACCUUUUGAACAACGGAGUGUGACACCAAUGAUCUCAGAGAUACCUUCUAAGAACCAUGGUGUACAAUCUCGAAUUUUGGAGUUGAAGCCUCCCUCUAACCCUGAGCAGAUGAGUAAGGAACUAAACAUUUCAGGGGUGGGCGCCACCACUGAGCAUGACAAAGAGAAAGACAAAUUGCUGGCUAAGCCUAAUGUAAAUCUCUCAGGAGUAAAGCGGAAGGGAGAAAUGGCAGCAGAAGCGGUUAUAAGCAGUGAUCUCCCAACAAAUGGAGUCCCAAAGAAGAAAAUUAAAGAUGGGUGGGAUUGUGCACUUUGCCAGGUUAGUGUGACAAGUGAGCGUAACCUGAACGAACACCUAAAAGGAAGGAAACACAAGUCUAUGGAGCGUAAGGGGAAUGGGAAGAGCUUAAGAACUGGUGGUUUCCCCGAGGAACACAAACCACUCAACCUUGAUGCCACACCAGAUGAUCCAAUGGCUGAGAAAAAACUGAAAACGGGAGAAACUGCCAGCAUUCCUGAAGAUAAAGAUGCACCAUUGUUGCAGAUUGAGCAUCAUGCAGACAACUCAAAGAUUAAUGCAGAUUCAGUGAAUGAUAAAGAGGAAGCUGGAAAAAGAUGCUGAAAAGGAUAAGCAAAUGCUGUUUAAUGGAGCCAUCAGUGUCAACCCAGAAGAUUAGAUUCUUAGCUUGCAGCAGACCAUGAAAUUCUCAAGCAGCAAAGAAGAAUUUUCUGCAUAGUUCUCAAAUUAGGGGCUGUACAAAGAAUCAUCUAAAUUCGUGAAUAUGCAAGGCAUGCAAUAGGUAUGACUUUUGACUUUGAAACAUCCUUUGCAUGCAUAUAAAAGUACCCCACUAAAUGCAAAGGAGAAAAAUAUUGAUUCUGAGUA
Molecule: messenger RNA, 1572 nt
Organism: Ipomoea triloba (trilobed morning glory)
Lineage: Eukaryota; Viridiplantae; Streptophyta; Magnoliopsida; Solanales; Convolvulaceae
Exons: 3
Coding region: 322-1308 (328 amino acids)
Molecular function (GO): nucleic acid binding; zinc ion binding
Source: RefSeq, a predicted model, not a curated record